Bipolaris maydis ATCC 48331 is the source of this 1644-nucleotide messenger RNA. NCBI's taxonomy places the organism in Eukaryota, Fungi, Ascomycota, Dothideomycetes, Pleosporales, Pleosporaceae. The record is from RefSeq and is a predicted model, not a curated record.
AUGCGAAGGCGAGACCGUACACGCGCGUUGCUAGCACCAGGUGUUACUAGGAUCCGUCCAGCCUCACCCGGUUUGACACCUACACUUGAACAACCAGAAUCACCUCUUCCUCCAUCUUCUCCCGCUCUGAAUUCAAUUGCAUCCAGUAGAGUCACUCCAGAACCGAUGAAAUCCCAAAAUCAAGCGCUUGGGAAGUCUGUCGAGUUACAACUGCAGAAACUCCCUGAGGCUGGGCGCGCGGCAUUCGAGGAAGAAAUCAAGUCACUCGAUGACCUAUCUCUACUAUCUAAAAUACGGGCUUACGAUGAGAAGCACAAGAAUGAGUCUUCCUUCAGGCCUCACGCCGAGCGCUUGACCAAAGGCCUUGACCUGAUCAGCAGGCUUAUGAGGGGCGUUGCUAUAGACAUACAGGCAGACCCUGCCAUAUCCUCUCCUGUCAUUGGCGCACUUCGAGUGAUUAUUGAUAUUGGUUUGGAAUUCUCAAAGUUCUUUACCAGAUUGACUGAUAUGAUCUGCGAGUUUGAAGAUUAUCUCGUACCACUGUCUGAACAUUCACAGGCGGCUGAUAUUGAGCUUGUAGAAAGUGCAGUCGUCAAUCAUACUGUACAGGCCACGCACUUCAAUCAUGCCAGAAUCACUGCACAAAGAACGGAAAGAAAAGAAUUCCUCUCCUGGGCCUCGGAUAUCGACUUUGAAGAGGUGCAUCAGAGCACAUACGCAAAGAAGCAUAGAGACACGAGCGACUGGCUAACACAAGAGCCCAAGUUCCAAGAAUGGAUGCGAAGCCCGCAUUCAUCUCUUUUAUGGUGCAAUGGAAAGCCUGGUAUCGGAAAGUCUGUGCUCAGCCACACUGAUCAAGCAACUCUGUCAAGGAAUGCAAGAUAUACCAGAGACUCUACCCGAAAUCAUGCGCAACGCUCGCUCUCCGUCUCUGCUAGGUUCAAAAAGAAUUUUUUUUUCUCGCUCACAGAGAAAUUUUCUGAAGUCUUCGUCGUUUUUGAUGCGCUCGAUGAGUGUCCAGAAGAGAGACGGGAAGAUAUCCUCGGUUUUAUCACUGAGAUGGCUAGCAAGGCUCAAAAAGAUGAGGUGGUGAGGGAAGCACUGAAAACACUACCGCAGAACUUGUCAGACACCUACGUUCGAAUUCUGGAGCGGAUUGAAAUGCAAUCUCCAUACAUGAGAGAUCUGGCAAUCAGAUGUCUUGCCUGGGUACUCUAUGCUCAGAGGCCUCUCAGAACUUGCGAAUUACAAGUCGCUCUUGCAGUCGACUUGGAAUGUAAAACUCGAAAAGAUUUACGACCCGACUCCCCAGAAGUUAUUCUUGAAGCUUGUGGCAAUCUAUUGGAGGAAGCUGCCGAAGUGAUCCGACCUAUCCACUACACAGUGCAGGAGUUCCUGACGACCGCUGCUCACGGACAAUCACAGCAUGCUAUACGAAGGCAGCUUCUGGACUUGAAAUCUGUGCACAACAUUUUGAGUCUGGAUUGUCUUAUGUACAUUGACCUGAUGUCGUUUAGCAACCCAGUUGACGCCGAAUGGGAACUUAUCCAACGACUGGACAGUCACAAUCUCGCUAUAUAUGCAUAUACGAGCUUCGACUACCAUAUUUUGAAUUCUGCGUUCGAGAGUGGUUCAACAAGAUAA